UCUCGAGAACACAAACAUAGCCUUAGCCGAAAGAGCACCACUGAUAUGAAGUAUGAAAUAAAGUCCUCAACUUCGAUAGUCAAAGCUAUCACUUCCUUACAUUACAUAAACCCCCCGCCAGUCACGCAGCCUGUCUGUAACACCUUUCCUCCUCUCUAAAACCCUACACUUCACAUUCACACUCAUAUCCCAAUAACAAUCCAAACCCAUCAUAAUAUAAACAACACACAAUCCGAAAUUACAUCAAGAACAACAAGAACACUGCAAUGGGUCAGGAUCAAGGAGGAGGGGGAGGCGAAGAGUACUUGUUCAAGAUUGUAUUGAUAGGUGACUCUGCUGUAGGGAAAUCUAAUUUGCUCGCGAGGUUUGCAAGAAAUGAGUUUGACAGUAAUUCAAAAGCUACAAUUGGUGUAGAGUUUCAGACCCAGGUAGUGGAUAUUGAGGGUAAGGAAAUCAAAGCACAGAUCUGGGAUACUGCUGGACAAGAAAGGUUUAGAGCUGUUACUUCUGCUUAUUAUAGAGGUGCCGUUGGUGCUUUAAUUGUUUAUGAUAUUACUAGGAGGAGUAGUUUUGAUAGUGUCAAAAGGUGGCUAGAGGAACUCAGUACUCAUUGUGAUACUACAGCGGCAAGAAUGCUUGUAGGGAACAAGUGUGACCUGGAAAAUAUUAGAGAAGUAAGUAGAGAGGAGGGCAAAACCCUGGCAGAAGAAGAAAGCUUGUUCUUCAUGGAGACAUCAGCCCUUGAUUCUACCAACGUUGAGGCUGCUUUCGAGGUUGUUAUCCGUGAGAUCUACCACAAUAUGAGCAGGAAAACUCUCAACUCAGAUUCAUACAAGGCUGAGUUGACUGUCAACCGAGUCAGUCUAGUUAAGAAUAACGCAAAUUCAUCAAAGCAAAGUAGCUUCUCUUGCUGUGCUACAUGAUCUCUGUUCUUUCAGAUUUUAUGCACCUUUCUGGGCAUAAUACAUCCAGCAAAGGGAAUUUUUAAACUCGCAUUAGAAUCACUGAGCAGUUACAAUUA
Ricinus communis (castor bean) is the source of this 1021-nucleotide messenger RNA. RefSeq names its product ras-related protein RABA5e. Gene Ontology annotation, cellular component: endosome. The record is from RefSeq and is a predicted model, not a curated record. The coding region runs from base 267 to 923 and encodes 218 amino acids. Gene Ontology annotation, molecular function: GTP binding; GTPase activity. Lineage: Eukaryota; Viridiplantae; Streptophyta; Magnoliopsida; Malpighiales; Euphorbiaceae. The transcript is spliced from 2 exons.